Messenger RNA from Chaetomium globosum CBS 148.51, 798 nucleotides. RefSeq lists its product as uncharacterized. The coding region runs from base 1 to 798 and encodes 265 amino acids. Gene Ontology annotation, biological process: asparaginyl-tRNA aminoacylation. Lineage: Eukaryota; Fungi; Ascomycota; Sordariomycetes; Sordariales; Chaetomiaceae. The record is from RefSeq and is a predicted model, not a curated record. Gene Ontology annotation, molecular function: ATP binding; asparagine-tRNA ligase activity. Gene Ontology annotation, cellular component: cytoplasm. The transcript has 2 exons.
AUGGUCCAGACCCAGGUCGAGGGCGGCUCCACGUUGUUUAAGUACGAUUAUUAUGGGGAGGAGGCCUACCUCACCCAGUCGAGCCAGCUGUAUCUCGAGACGGUCAUGCAGUCGUUGGGUAACGUGUACUGCAUUGAGAAGUCGUUCCGGGCGGAGAAGAGCUUGACGAGGCGUCACUUGUCCGAGUACACGCACGUGGAAGCCGAGCUCGACUUCAUCGAGUUCAACGACCUGCUGGACCACCUCGAGGAGAUGAUCUCGCGGGUGGUGGACAAGGUGCUGGCGGACGAGACGAUGCGCGGGUACGUUGAGACGCUCAACCCGGGCUUCCAGAAGCCGACGCGGCCCUACAUGCGCAUGAAGUACGAGGAGGCCAUCGAGUGGCUCAACAAGCAGGACCCGCCUAUCCUCAACGAGGACGGCAACCCGCACGUGUUCGGCGACGACAUCGCCGAGGCCGCCGAGCGCCGCAUGACCGACAUCAUCAACCGUCCCAUCUUCCUUACGCACUUCCCCGUCGAGAUCAAGGCGUUUUAUAUGAAGAAGGACCCGCAGGAUCUGAGGGUUACUGAGUCUGUCGAUGUAUUGAGUAUGUUUUUUCUUUUUUCUUUUUUUUUUUUCUACCCCAAGAGAUGGUGCAUACAUGGGAAGAUACUGACUUUGCAACCAGUGCCUGGUGUUGGCGAGAUCGUCGGUGGUUCCAUGAGAAUGGACAACUACGACGAGCUGAUCGAGGCGUACAAGAAGAACGGCAUCCCGCACGAGCCCUACUACUGGUACACUGACCAGAGGAAGUAA